AUGGCCCCGGGCACCGGCGGUAAAAGAAAGAGAGGAGAUAGAACAUGGUCUAGCGAUUCAGGACACGACGGACAGAGACCAUCCCCCCAUCGACCUGGCAAUCUGAACCUUGCGCAACACAAUCAACCUCAGUCUCCAAGUCCGCGCCAGAACUCUGGAGAUAACGGCGGUGGAAGGAACCGAAGACCGAGCAGAGGAGGUAGAACACCAUCGGGUCGUGUGCCGACAAUCUCUCAAGAUCAACCAACGCCCGCUACAGAUUCCUCAAUGGCUCCCCCAUCGACACCCCAGCCGAAUACGGCUUCUGAACCUCGUCAGGCUAAUGCAGCUAGUGUUACAAAGAUUGCGCCAAUGAACCAAGUGCCGUCGAAUGAGCCUGAGAACACCAACUAUCCUUUCGAAUACGUCACACAGGAGAUCAUAACAGGAUGGAUGAAAAAUGGCAAACAAAAUAUAAUCAAUCAAGGCAUCGCUGCACGGAAGAACGACGAUAUGAUCACUUUAGGAUGUGUUUUCCAAGAGAUCAUUCGAGCAGUUUUGUCCAGAAAACUGAACCCUUCAGAGGCAGGAGAUGCUGUCAAGCAGAUACUUAUCAAUGCAGGACAGGAGAAUGGACCUGGUCAGAGCGACGACGCCGCCUCAUUCUUCUUAAAUACCUUGUCUAUCCUCGCCGAAGAGAAGGAUGGAUCAAACGCAGCCUUGAAACCGUUCGUGUUCGCCACCGAGAUUUCUCCGGCGUUGUUACGCCUCGAGCUAGACACCAAUCUCAUCCAAACUCUGGGCCUUGUACGAGACACUUUCGCACGUAUCGGAAUUCGCAAACAGACAAAUGUACUAUAUCGACAAUCCAACUACAACCUUCUUCGUGAAGAAUCCGAGGGCUACUCCAAACUGGUCACAGAACUCUUCACGACAAGCAACACCGAGUCCCCUUCCAGUGAGAUUGUGGAAGAAACGUUCGAGCGAGUGAAAGCCAUGAUUGGAGCCUUCGAUCUGGAUGUGGGACGCGUUCUUGAUGUGACUUUAGACGUGUUUGCGGCGGUGCUUGUGAAAAAAUACCAUUUCUUCGUAAGAUUCUUACGGGCUAGCUCAUGGUGGCCUAAAGGGGAUCGCUUGCGCCGAGAGGAAGAAAACGACGUUUACUCUGGUCUACCUAGUUGGGCUAUUCCAGGAUGGACUGCUUACGAUGACGAGAAAAGAGAAGACCUUGCAAGGACGCGCGACGAACGGGACCAAGCGUUUUGGAAUCGUGUGCGAGAAGCCGGUAUACGUGCCUUUUUUGAGAUUGGCCGGCGUGCCUUAUCAGAUGAAGAGAAGCAGAUUGCUCUCGUGGAGGCUAGCAACCACGGAGAACUUGAAGCCGAGACCAGACGAUGGAUUGAGGAAACGGGUACACUACCACCGAAGGGUAAUCGUGUGGCCGCUCAGCUUCUUGGAUUCAAGCUUCGCUUUUAUUCGACAUCCGCCCGCGAAGCAGGUUAUCUUCCCGAGAACCUAAUCUGGGUUGCUGCGCUACUAAUUAAAAUUGGCUUCAUUUCUCUCCGUGACCUUUAUCCUCAUCUUUGGCGGGAAGACGACUCGAUGCCAGAGCUUGAAGAAAAGCUGAAAAAGGAAAAACUAGAACGAGAGAUGAAAGCCAAACCUGGAGGUGGUGUCAACGCCCUCAUGCUUGCAGGUGCACUGCCAGAUGACACACUUCCUCCUGUCUCUCGCUCUCGUGACGCUGAGACCCGGUCAGGAACUCCCGCAAAGGAUUCCGAAGCUGCCACAACGAAAGACGACGAUGAAAAAGAGGCUUCACCAGAAAUUCGCGAACAAAAGAUCGAUUUAUUGAAGAGUUUGUUAACCAUCGGCGCUAUUCCUGAAGCUCUUUAUAUGCUCAGCAGAUUCCCGUGGCUUAUGGAUAUGCCGGAGCUUCCCGACUAUAUCCACCGUAUCGUUCACCAUUGUCUUAGUAAGAUAUAUGCGCCUUUGCGGCCUAUGCAGGGUUCGGAUCAAAUUCGAGCACCCAGACCGAUUCCCAGCCCCGAUCAAUCUGGCGUCGCAAAGGGUCAUGUUCGUCUCGCCGACGGUCAACCUCGCAGAAUACUUCGAUGGGCUCAUCCGGAUAAAGAAGAUCGAGAAGAUGGAAUCAAUUAUCGCUUCUAUUGGGACCAUUGGGCGGAUACUAUACCUAUUUGUCAAAACGUGGACGAUUUCUUUGCCUUGGCAUCAUCUCUAUUAAAUGUGUCAGGUUUUAGGAUUGGCCAGGACCCGUUGCUGAUGAGUAAAAUUGCACGAAUUGCUCAAGACUCCCUCAACAAAGACGACUCGGAGUUCAACAAGAAUCGCUGGAGAGACUUCUGUAAACGACUUCUGCUCCCGGCCCUGAGCCUGUCUAAAAAGAACCCCGGUGUUGCUAAUGAAGUCUUCGCUGUCAUUCGUCACUUUCCAAGAGCAGUCCGUUACAACAUGUAUGCUGAAUGGCAUUUUGGACAAACAUCCAGGUUGCCCGAAAUCAAAACAGCAUUUGAGCUUGCUACUGCUCAAACAAGGGAUACUCUCAAACGACUGAGCAAGACCAAUAUCAAGGCUAUGGCUCGUGCAUUAGCUGAAAUUGCAUAUGCGAAUCCCGGGAUUGUGAUUAAUGUUGAAAUCACACAAAUCGAGUCUUAUGACAACCUUAUCGAUGUCGUGGUGGAAUGUGCACGCUACUUUACAGACCUAGGAUAUGAUAUUCUAGCUUGGGCCCUUAUCAACUCUCUAGGCCAACAGGGACGAAGUCGUGUACAGCAAGGUGGAUUGUUGACCAGCAGAUGGCUCAACGCUCUUUCAACAUUCACAGGCAAGGCAUUCAAGCGGUAUUCAGUUCUCAACCCUACGCCAAUUCUUCAAUACGUUCUUGAGCAGCUGCAACAUCAGAAUUCGACCGAUCUUAUUGUUUUGGAACGGAUAAUUAGCGCUAUGGCUGGAAUCGUUACCGAUACAAAUUUCAACGAAGCUCAAAUCCAAGGCAUGGCUGGUGGCAAUCUUCUGCAAUCGCAAACUAUGCUUCAGCUUUUAGAUAAGCGACACGAAUCAAGAACGACGUCCAAAAGACUCAUGAAAGCUCUGACUGAUUCUAAGAUGGCCGGUCAAUUACUCAUCGCUAUCGCGCAAGAGCGUCUCCUCUGUGUCUAUAGGGACUCCGAAAUGGUGCCUGAACUCAAAUUGUUGGGUAAUAUCUUCGAUGAAAUUCAUCGUAUCCUAACACAAUAUUUGGAUUUACUUCGGAGCAAUCUUACAGUUGAAGAGUUUGACUCCUUUGUUCCUAGUCUUCCGGAUUUGCUCGGAGACUUUGGUUUGCAACCCGAUAUUGCCUUCUGGAUUAUGAGACCAAGCAUAUGCAAACAAAUUGUCGAAGCAGACCAUAGCUCCCGCCAAGUACCUGCAACGCAGAGCAUCGAAGCCAGUGUUUCUGAAACUGGAGCCGUCGACAGCGACGUAGAAAUGACUGAAGGCGAGAAUAGUGAGAAGAAAGAAAUCGUGCAUGCUGAUGAGGAGAUGGAUGUGGAUAGGCCCUCAGGUUCCACUGACGUGACCGAAACUCAGCCUUCCGUUGAGGUCAAUGGCACGACUCCUAUUGCUGAUGCCAAGCCCUGGCAUCCUGUUCUGCAAGGCCUCAUGGAUAAAAUUAAGCCAGUGCUCCCUGAAAGUGCCUGGCAGACUGUGGGUCUACCUUUCUAUAUGACAUUCUGGCAACUUUCGUUAUACGACGUUCACGUCCCUGGCAAGGCGUACGAAGAUGAGAUUGAGCGACAAAAGCGCAGGGUUCAAGCGAUAUCGAACGACAGAACCGAUGUCAGUUUGGCCGGCACUCAGAAGAAAGAAAGAGAGAAGAAACAAAUUCAAGAGCUCCAAGACCGGCUUCUCGAAGAAAAUAAGAACCACCUUGUAUCAUAUGAAACGACUCGGAACAGACUACAAAAAGAAAAAGAUCACUGGUUUCCUAAUAUGCGAGGCAAAUAUGAAGCUUUGAAUCUGGCUCUUUUAGAGCAAUGCUUCUUACCUCGUCUUUUGUUAUCGCCCAUCGAUGCAUUCUAUUGCUUCAAGAUCAUGAAGUUUCUACAUGUUUCAGGAACGCCGAACUUCCGUACUGUCGGUCUGCUUGAUCAAUUGUUCCGAGAACACAGGCUGACUGCAAUUAUCUUCCAAUGCACAUCAAAAGAAGCUGAUAACUUCGGAAAAUUUCUCAAUGAGAUCCUGCGUGACUUGACCCGGUGGCAUGCGGACAAGUCAGUGUACGAAAAAGAAGCCUGGGGAUCGAACAAAACACUACCUGGCUUUGCUACGAAUGUGGAUGCCGAGGGCAAAGCGACUUCAUUUGUGGAUUACGAAAUGUUCCGUCGCUUACUGUACAAGUGGCAUCGGCUGCUUGCGGGAGCGCUGAAGACUUGCUUCAACAAUGGCGAAUACAUGCAUAUUCGAAACGCCAUUAGUGUCUUGAAGGCCGUUUCCCAACACUUCCCAGGUGUUAAUUGGAUGGGUCGUGAUAUGCUGCACUGUGUCAAUACCCUUAGUAACGAUGAAAGGGAAGAUGUGAAGAUUCCAGCGGCGUCAUUGAAAGGAGAACUUAGUCGAAGAGAGAAACAAUGGCUUCUCCCACAAGCUUUUAUGAUCAACGAGAGCUUGGCUGGGGAGAAAGGAAAGGUUCGUCCGCCGAGAGCAGACUCUGCCACACCGAAACAGCUGAACGCACAAGCCGCAGAAUUCAAGCCUCCAGGAGCAAAUGGCACGCCAAGCGACCAAGGCACAGGUAAAAUGGACGUGGAGGAUGGUGAGAUUGAGGAUGCAAAGAUGGUUGAUGCUUCACUCGCUGCCGGAAAGACAGGCUUGCAACCUGAUCAGGCAUCAGCAACCGAAAGUGCAACGAGCGAGCAACCUAGAGUGCAACAACCCGUUGUGGUGACGCCUCCGGCAGAUGCUGCAGCCAAAGACCACAAAAUUGAGCAUGCAGGAAUAGCCGGACCAGACGAGAGGAGACUGUCUACCACAGACCGAUCGACAUCUCUCUCAUUCAGAGACACCGACACCGCUCGAGCUAGAACAACGUCGCCAGCUCAGUCCCGACAGGGUUCAAGACCUCCAGAUGCGAGCCAGUCUGCGAACAUACCGAAACGCCCGGAUCUUGACAGGGUUGCCUCACAGCCUCCACGAUUACCACUGCCGCCUAGUUUACCCAACAAGCCCGAGGUUCCUCGCGGUUACAACCGGUCAGGUAGACAGUCGGAUAUCAAAGACGACCGCAGAGAGAUACGGGACGCUCGACACUCAGAUUCGCCUCGCUCUAAUCGCUACCCUGACUCGGACCGUGACCGUUUGCAUGACCACGAACCUCGUGGUCCAGGCCGUUCAGACCGCGAUCGCGCAGAUCCGCAACGGCUUGGCCCUCCAGACGACGAUCAAUUCCGUGCUUCACGCGACUCUCGUCAUCAUCGAGAGCCCGAGGCUGAUCGUGCAGGUUCCUCUCGUCCGGCAACGCAGCCACACCCAGAAAGGGCCAACGUCAUCCAAGGACACCCGGAUCGUCUUGCUUUGAUAGAAGGUGAUAAUCAGCGUCGCGAUGCAUCAAGACAUGAUCGAGACGACCGAAGGCAUCGAUUAUCUUCACCGGCAAGAGGAGACGAGCGCCGUGGCCCUCGUCAUGACGAAUUUCCGGCAGGACCGCGUAGCGACAGAGUGGCACGAUCCGAUUUGCCAGAAGGGAGAGAAUUACGACCUGGCGGCGAUGUAUCCCAUGGAAGGGGACCUCAGGAUUCUAGAACUGCACGACAACCUGAGCCGGCCAAUGAAAUCCCACUUGGUCCUCGAGGUAGGCAGUCGCGCGGACGAAAUGUGUCAAUGCCACAACCGCCACCACCUGGGACACCCAAUAAUAGACCUUCGGAGCGUCUACCACCCACUGGUCCUUCCGGUCGAUCAAAUGGCCGCGCUUCCGAUUCUUCUGCCGCGCCAUCACCAGCUCCGGGUACCGAGAAAGGCGAUACUGGAGGUGUCCAUCCUGACCGUCUCAAAAAUCUCCAAGUUUCAACCGAGUCGAGUCCUGCCAACAAUCGAUCCCAGCCGCCAGUCCCACCAAGUGGACCCCGUAGUUCCCUUGGGCAUAUAGGUGGUUCCCCCGUCAUACGUACACCGCCAUCGGGGCCAGGAAACGACAGGAAUCGUGGAGAUAAACGGUUCUCAGGGAUCACUAACAUGCUCCAGCAAUCAGGUGGUGCUCAAGAACGAGGUGGACAAGGAACUUCGAUUCGCGGCAGAGGCAGACAAGCUCAAGAAAGUGGACCAUCCAGUCCUCAAGUGGGAGGACCUGAUGUUGCCCCUGGACAAGAACGGACCGAGCUUUUCCCAACAGCUCCAGAGGGAGAUACUCGACCUUCUGGCCGCGGUCGACGAGGGGAACCCUCACAGGAAACAAAUCGGGAAUCAAAACGGACUGAAAAGCAUGACACUGAUCGUGGUCGUCGGGACGAAGAUGAGGCUACGAAAGGUGGUCGAAGAGAUGAGCGCCGCGAUCGCGGUCGGGACCGACAACACAACCGUCGAAAUGACAACGCAGAAGAUGACGCGCACCAGGGUGGGAAGGACUCGACAAACCGCCGCGCUACUGGCGGUCGUGACGACCACCGAAGGAGAGAUCGCCGAGACAGGGAUGAUGGACCAGCCGACCUGCCAGGACCUAACGGUGGUGACCAUCACGGUCGCAACCGUCCUUCAUCAUCUCAUAGCAGUAACAACAACCCACUGCCAAAUCCUCCACCUGUACCUGCAGGGCUGCCUAAUGAUGACCGUCGAUGGGGUGGUGGCAGUGGCCGUGGCGAGAAUCGCGAUAGAGAUCGCAACCGAGAUCGUGGCGGUGGUGGAAGAGAUCGUGAACGAGACUUCAAUCGCGAAAAUGGACCCGGCGCUGGUACUCAAAAUCUCCCACGCAAACGUGGCCGCCCUGGCGAUGACAAUCACGGACACGGAGACGGCGGUCCACGUGGAAUGCGCGUUGGAAGCGAAAGUAAACGAGCACGUCGAGGUACAUAA
Molecule: messenger RNA, 7047 nt
Organism: Talaromyces marneffei
Lineage: Eukaryota; Fungi; Ascomycota; Eurotiomycetes; Eurotiales; Trichocomaceae
Exons: 3
Coding region: 1-7047 (2348 amino acids)
Biological process (GO): mRNA export from nucleus; mRNA processing
Cellular component (GO): THO complex part of transcription export complex
Molecular function (GO): mRNA binding
Source: RefSeq, a predicted model, not a curated record